This is a messenger RNA of Pocillopora meandrina, 2717 nucleotides long. The record is from the annotation of a GenBank genome assembly. NCBI's taxonomy places the organism in Eukaryota, Metazoa, Cnidaria, Anthozoa, Scleractinia, Pocilloporidae.
AUGUGGAUACAGGCAAUACAAGAAAGACCAGAUCUGAUUCCAUACUAUUAUAGCCUCCUGGAGGAGAACAAAACUUGUGAUGUGCGUCAUGCAGACUUUUACCUUAGUGAGACAUCUUCCUCGCUUCUAGCACAACACUUCUUUGCUGUUCAUGGAUCUAUGGCAUAUCCUGUACCAAACACAGUUUCAUCAGAUUUACUGACAGAAAUAAAAAGGGAAAUUAGUAAAAAACUGGUGAUGUGCAAUGAGGUCUUGAUUCAAGUGUUAUACAAGUCUGGUGUAGUGGAACCCCUGGAGACCAUUAUGUCAAAGGCUUCGACAAAGAAAUCAGCUAUUGUUCCUUUUGCAGAAUUGACUCCAGAAGAAAUUGAUGUUCUGCCGCAUGUUGAAAAGCGUAUGAAGUUGUGCAAGCCAGAAUUCUGCAUGGCUACUAUAGAUAUUUUAGAAUCUUCAGGAACUGCAAGUGUUGUAAAUUCAAAGGAUCUUGGUCAUUAUGACAUUCCACGCACUUUGUUGAGUGGCAAGAUAGAUCACCAUUGUGAAACACAUCAAAGGAAGUGUUUUUGCAGAGAAGCUUUGAUUGUGUUUAACAUCUUGUCUCUGCAAUCAGACAAGCUGUUACAAGGUAAGUUCAUUUAAUGAAAAGCAGAGAAAUUCAGCUCUGAACCCUCAGGGUGAAGAUUGAGAAACUAAGGCCUAUGAUGCAUCUGCUUAACUUUAACUCUUUACACCCUAACAUCAUUAUGCAUAUUCUCCAUACUGUUUACUGUACAUUUUCUAAGGUGCUGACAGGGAGAAUUUGUUUAAAAAUCAAGAGCUUCUUUAUUCGGUGAUCGUUUCCUUAAUUCUCAAAACCUUAAUGUUUGAUUCAGUGGUGACGUUGUGAGGAGAAAUUAGGUGUUAAUCACUCUUGGGGGUUAAAGGGUUAAGGAGUUAAUCGGCAAGCCGAGUGGCCCAUCUUGCCAGGAGCCAGUCUGGUUUCUUGAGAUGAUUCAUGAGGUGAUUGAAAAUCCCUGAUAUGUUUUCACCUUCUCUUGCACAGCAUUUUGAAUAUGUUUACAAGUGAUAAUUGAAUAAAUGGGGAUUUAGGAGAGGCAGCUCUUCAGGGUGACUGGAAAAACCCUGUUGCAUGGAUGAACUUGAUCCACAUUUGACAUCCUAUGUAGGAGCUAAACCUUUUCUACCAUCCCUACCCCCCCUUGGUGGUUCCUGGUGGAGCAUAAAGAGUCUUGCUCAAGUAGAAUAUACAAUGUGCAAACAAGGGUCUUGUUCCUCUUGACUGAGAGAGGGGUCAUUAUCACUACCUCCCUCUCAUUGUAAACCAACAGAUAAUAUAUUUUAUUAUACAUUGGACUUUCUAUGGAAAUCUCUGAUCGUACAAUAGCCUAUGUGUAGCUGUACCCUCCUACCCUAAGGAGGAAUGAUUUGUGUCAAGUUUUCACAUUUCUCCCGGGAGGAGGGGGGGGGGGGCCAGGAGACAGCUACACAUAAGCUAAGUGUUCUAGAGCAUUCAGUCAAUAUACAAUAGCAUGUGAAGUUGACAUGAUAACUGAAUAUCUGCAGCAGCAGUUAUUGGGUUAUCAUGUCCACUUCAAAAGUCUGCCUAGUUUCUAAGCCCUUUGUUCAUGCAGUGUUCUCAAACUUUUGCUAUCUCACAGAUUGCAGAUUGUUUGGAAAUAAAUGUAUAAUAAAAUAAUAAUUGAAUUCAGUUUUCACAUUGUGUCAAGAGUUAUCAAACCUUGCGUCUAUAUUAUCUGCCUCAGACUUCAGCUUCAGUUGAUAAUUCAGACCUUGGCACUGAUAAUUCAUAAUAUCAUGCCCAACCUCACCCUAUAGUUGCUUCUUCACUGUGCUUAUUUAUUUACUUAUUUUUUUCAUAUUUUUCUUGCAGCUGGAAAUAGGCUGUCAAACAACUGCAAUGACAGUUUUGUCAAACUGUUGGCAUCAUUAUCAAUGCAGGUUUGCGAACUGAACCCUCCAUUUUGCCAAGAUUUGCAUGAAGUUCCACAAUCCAUGCAAACGUCCCUAAACUUGUCAGUGACCAAGAAGAGAGAAGAGACUUUGCAGGUAUUAGUGUCCAAAGAGAUGACAUUGCAUAAUGGGAAGUUGAAAUUGGAACAUAAGCCAAUUGGCUAUUUCUACCACAGCUUGUUACAAAAUCUGUAACAUGAAUGAAAGGAAAAGCAGAAAUUGCUACUCCCUGUAGGUGUGAUGCCAGUACAUAGCAGGUUACAGGGAGCCCAGUAAUUCAAUAGCUUUCCUGGCCUAACCGUUCAUACUCUUGGGUCAAGACCGUUUUUUUAAACUUGCCUUGUGUAACAAGAAUUAAAACUUUGUUUACAUUUCAGAAAGAGAAGGAUUUUCUGAGCGCACAGCUUUCUGAAAGAGAUACAAGCCAUGCUCAGGAGCUCUUGAAACUUCAGUCAAAGAUUUCUGCCCUUGAGAAAGACCUGCUACUUCAACUAGUAAACUUGGUCAAUGUCGAGCAGGAGAUCAGUGAGAGAUGGAAGAAAUCUCUACAAGACUUGCACAUGGAAAUGUCUAACAAAACAACUGAUCUUGAAAGAGACAAGAUCUUCUACCAGGAAAGGUUAGCAGCUGCAGAGGAAGACGUGAAGAACCAGAAAAAGGCACACUCUCAUAAAGUAAGUAUUUUAAAUGACAUGAAUGAUAUUCUGCGGAAAAGACUUCCUGAUAAGUUUGAGAGGCUCUCCUAG